Messenger RNA from Oreochromis aureus, 1876 nucleotides. RefSeq lists its product as uncharacterized. The transcript has 5 exons. The record is from RefSeq and is a predicted model, not a curated record. The coding region runs from base 342 to 1274 and encodes 310 amino acids. NCBI's taxonomy places the organism in Eukaryota, Metazoa, Chordata, Actinopteri, Cichliformes, Cichlidae.
CAGACUGACCACGCACACCAUACACAUACUUUUUUUCUUCUUCUUUUUCGAAUCUUCGGAUCCACGAACCGCGGAGUGGGAUCGGUUCGGAUUACGGAUCAACCGUGAUCCGUUGCACCACUAGUUACAGUACAAUAAAGUAGUUUUAACCGCACUUAAAUAUAAUGCAUUACAAUAAUACAGAAGAUCAUGGGUGUGCAGGGUAAAUGGAGCUGUUUUCUGUAGCAGAGUAAGAGUCCAGUGCAGGGCUGGGUGUUGUUUUCCUGUAAAUCACACUAGGAACCAUUUUAAAGGGGAAGCUGCUCGCUCUGUGCUUUCUGUUUCCUUCUUAGGCUGCGGCAAUGGCUGACCAAGAGCUAAACAGACAAGAAGAAUUUCUGAUAACUCAACAAGGUUUCAGAGAAAAUGCCUACAAGAUUAUCAUGAAGAUGAAUGACUGGUCUAACAUGACUCCAGGAAGUAAACACUUAGUGGAUGAGAUUCUUCACAGCAUCUUCUUUUUGGGUAAAAUCAAUGAACCCUCCUUUCCCCCAAAUGAAAUCUUCUCUGAUGACGAUAUUUUGGAAGCCUUAAUGGAAAAAUAUCCCAGACCUUUUCAGUUCUAUCUGACUGAGCUUCCUAGGCGGAGUCCGUUCUCCUGUGUGCUCGACAUGAUUGUCCUGCGGGAAAAUCCAGAGAAUGAAGAGCAAAUAAAGCAGAGUCUGCAAGAACUCAUCAGAGACCUAGCUCCACAAUUUCUGGUCUCCUCCAUCAUCUGCAUUUCUCAGAAAUCCAACACCGACCAAAAUUCAAAGAGGUACUACGGAGUCUCCAUGUCCACCAACGGUCCUAACCCAGGGAAAAUUGUGAUUGGUGCCUCCUGUCUUAGCAAAUGGGAUGAAUAUGUAUCUGGUGCAGUGAUGACCUAUUAUCCAAAAAAGAAAAAGAAAGAAUACUUUGAUGGAACCAUCAAAGUACCUGGAAACAUCAGGUGUGAGGCAUUUAGUCUCAGUCGUGAUGAACAAAUGAGCCCUUGUAAAUCAUGUCAUAAUUUGUUUGGCUUGAACACACAAGAAACCAAAGAGUGGCCUUAUGGUAACUGUGCUGAACCCGAGAGCCUGAGCAACUUGCUUAAAAAUGAGGAAGAAGUUAAAAAUACAACACAUGUACAUGAAUACUCAGCUGAAAACAGGCAGAGAGCUGAGAGAGAGGUUCGUAAGGAUCUUCAGGCAGUGUUGAGAACGAUUCACUUUAACACCUGGACAGGUGAAUUUUACAACCCAGAGUCAGAGUGAGAUGUCAUGAAAUCAUCUGCAUAAGGUGACCUGAUACAUCUGCUUUGAUAUGAUUCUGAUGAAUGAAAGAGGCUCUGCUCUGACAGCAUCAGUGUGGAUUUGCUGUAAUCACAGACACACAUUAGCGCGCUCAAACUGUUUAUUCUCCAGCUCUGUGUAAUGUGCUUUGUAGAAAUUAUAAUAACAAUAAAUAUCAGCAUGUAAAAAUGAACUGUGCAAAAAACUAAAAAGGUGUUUCAAUCAAGUUAAUAAUAAAAUCAGGUUUCUAUAAUUUUAAUGCAAUAUGAAGCAUGCGAGGCAGCAAUUAUAGGGAAGAAACACGUCUUUAUACUGGUCUAUACCCAGGAUGCACAGAAAAUAAAACCUUUUUUUUUCCCUUUUAUGAUCCCAUCUAUAACCUCUUUCAUAAGUAAAAGCAUUACAUGUGUAGUUAUAGUAGUUGUAGUAGUUAUAGGACUAGUUAUAUUUGUGCUCUGUAAAAUGUAACUUGUUUCACUUUAACCCUGUAAAGUCUCAACCAUGAAAUAAUUGACAGAAAUCUCAACUGAAGUGUUUAUUGAACCUUCUAACAAAUACAAUAAAUAAAUAAAUUGCAUAUGUGA